Molecule: messenger RNA, 2217 nt
Organism: Leptosia nina
Lineage: Eukaryota; Metazoa; Arthropoda; Insecta; Lepidoptera; Pieridae
Source: the annotation of a GenBank genome assembly
AUGGAUUUCAAGAGUUCCUUAUUUUCGAAUCCUGAAAAUUUGCCAGUGGAAAAUGUUAUGAUAUCUGUCUCCAACGCAGGCGUUAUUCAGAAAAUUAAAGCAUUGGAUCCAUAUUGGGUAGAGAAGAGAGAUUUUAUUCUAUAUGAGAGACCACCAACUGGUAGUGCAUUAGUUAUAGGAGCAGUAGACACAUGGCGAUCCAAAAUAUCAGUAUAUUUAGAGAAUUUAAAGUGGCUUUUAAGUUUAGAAUAUCACAGAUUUUGGAGCACAGCAUUAUAUCAUCCACAAUGUAUGGAUGCUGUAAUAUCAUUUCUACAGGAAUCAAAUCCCCCAUACAUUCCACCACAUGAAUGUAAAGAGGUUCAAAAUCUGUAUGAGGAAGUGAGGAGGAUGGUGAUCAUUGUGUUUAGUAGGCUAGUUACCAACAAAGAGAGUAAGACACAAUGGAUGACAAAGGAACAUAUGGCUAGUCUAAUAUACGACAAUUUUAUAUUUACAAUACCAGUCCUGUGGGAUAUAUGUCUCGCUUAUGGGGCUGACAACAGCAAACAUGUUUCAAGACUCAUCGAGGCUGUGUAUACAUUGCAAAAUCGAUAUGAAGCUGAUACCGCACAAGCUCUGGUAUUUGUUCAUGAGGCUUUCAAAUACAUAAUCCUUCAAGUGAACAAGGACUAUGAGAGUGAAGGCCCACCCAAUUUGCCUGAGACUUUCAAAGGCUUUAGUGAGAUCAGGAGGCCAACAAACUCAAAGGCCCCGGAAAAGAUAACAUUUAGCAUUCUCAGAGAUCUGGUAGUACAUUUGCUAGACACUGCUAUGACCCUGAGGAUAUUUGUUGAAGUGUACCCUAAUGGUGUGCAUAUACUGAGGAGUACAAACUUUGUCUUAAGUAUAGUCCAAGUCUAUGAAUAUGGUAUUCCUCAUCUGUAUGAGAAAUUAGAAGAAAUUGGGGACCAAACCAGCGUGACAUACACAGAGGUGGAAGGUUACAUUGAUCUUGCCAGAUCUGAGUUCAUAGAUGUCUUUAGAGAAAUUCUGGCAGUUUAUAAGAAUGGAAUAUUUAGUGGGGAGGGCAAUAUUUUGAACAGUGUGGAAUCAUAUCUAUCGGUGAUGAUGGAUGCCCUGUCUGAACGCUUAUUGAUUAGGGACUACCACUCGUGUUACCCAGUACACGAUGACAUUGAUAUGCUGAGACAGGCUUGUCCUGACAUUGAUACAGUUAAAACCGACUUCAUCCUUCAAGCAAUAUACUCCAACUUUGAUGAAGGAGUUCCCGAACGAGAACACAGGACAACUAAUAAUGACAUGAAUGGACACAUUGAAGCCACAGAUACACAGAGUUUCCCUCCAGAAGAUAUGCCGGAUGAUGUACGAGAACAGUCCUUGAUCAGCGAAGUUAAAGAUAUCUUACCACAUCUUGGAGAUGGGUUUAUUCUAAAAUGUCUGGAACACUAUGAUUUUCAAGUGGAUAGGGUGGUUAAUAGUAUACUAGAAGAUACCUUAGCAGAUUCCUUAAGAAAAAUAGACAAAGAUCUCCCAAUAAUACCAGAAGAUGCCGUAGACAAGAAGUUCCUAGAGACCGGUGUGGAAAGACUAAACAUCUUUGAUGGUGACCAAUUCGAUAUAAUGACCAGAGACGAUGUGGACCUCAGUAAGAUCCAUGUUGGCAAGAAACGGUCCAAGUACAAGGACCUAAAGGACAUGCUAGACGACAAGACAGAAGUGAGGAAUAUGGGAGAUAUUUAUAGCAAAUAUAAUCUUGUCUGUGAUGAAGAGGCGUUAUAUUCGGAUGAAUAUGAUGACACUUAUGACUCGGAUGGAGUAGCGCCUACCACCGACUUAGGGGAUGACCCCCGACGACCAUUUGUGACUCCGCGCGCUUUGCAGACUACGAGAAGAGAAUAUGAUGAGUCUGACGAAUCGGAGGAAGAGAGACCCAGUGGGAGUCAAGAGAAGAGUGAAAGAGAUAGAAGAGACUUUUGUGUUAAUCCCGAGGAAAUUCGUGCGCGAAGAGAGGCUAAUAUGAGUGCUAGAGGAAGGCGGACCAAACCAGCGGCUAUUAGAAAUACGGAUGUGGCAGGAGCACCUAAAGGUCACGGUCAGACUAAAGAAGUGCUCCAAAAUAGGGAGCGAAAAGAGAAACACAAGUCUUCACGCGGUAACCACAACCGUCGCCAGGGCGCACAGUGGAAGAGAAGCCAGGGAAUGAUGCCGUCCUAA